AUGUCCUUUCUCACCCGCUGGGGCGGCGCCGCCCGCCGCCUAGCCUCCCACUCCUCCUCCUUCAACGCUCGAUCCCUCCCAUCGCAAGGUCUGCGCGCCGUCGCCACAUCCCCCCCCACCGUCGCCAACGCGGGCACUCUCGGCGCGGCCUCCACCUCCACCGAGCUCGUGUCACCGCGCGGCCCCGGCGCCCUGCCCGUCGGUUACAUCGAUGACUACCACAACCACCCCCAUCGCUACAUGCCCGGCGAUCCCACCAAGCGCGCCUUCACCUACAUGGUCCUCGGCACUACCAAAUUCAUCGCCGCCUCCGCCGCCCGCGUCCUCGUCCUUAAGCUCAUCUACACCAUGUCCGCCUCCGCAGACGUCCUCGCAAUGGGCUCGGUCGAAGUCGAGUUAGGCGCCAUUCCACUGGGAGAGUCGGCCACGAUUAAGUGGCGCGGCAAGCCCGUCUUCAUUCGCCAUCGCACGGACGCAGAGAUCGAGCUUGCCAAGAAGGAUGAUGACGUCGUUCUGCGUCAUCCGGAGACUGAUUUGUCACGUGUGCAAAAGCCAGAGUGGCUCGUCGUCGUGGGAGUAUGUACCCAUCUUGGCUGUGUGCCUAUUGCCAAUGCGGGCGAUUACCACGGCUGGUUCUGCCCUUGCCAUGGAUCGCAUUACGACAUUUCGGGGCGCAUUCGCAAGGGGCCAGCCCCCUUGAACCUUGACGUCCCGACUUACAGGUUUGAAGAAGAAGAUACCAAGAUUAUUUUGGGAUAGUUCAUCUACAAUUUCGCGCUGAUCCACUAAUAAAGAGGAGAGAUGUAUACAUAGAGUUACGCUACCGAUGCAGAGCAUCUCGCACCGUUGUGUAGUC
Chondrus crispus (carragheen) is the source of this 856-nucleotide messenger RNA. RefSeq names its product Ubiquinol-cytochrome c reductase iron-sulfur subunit. Gene Ontology annotation, biological process: mitochondrial electron transport, ubiquinol to cytochrome c. Gene Ontology annotation, cellular component: membrane. Gene Ontology annotation, molecular function: quinol-cytochrome-c reductase activity; 2 iron, 2 sulfur cluster binding. Lineage: Eukaryota; Rhodophyta; Florideophyceae; Gigartinales; Gigartinaceae. The record is from RefSeq and is a predicted model, not a curated record. Bases 1 to 759 code for a protein of 252 amino acids. The transcript is spliced from 2 exons.